Messenger RNA from Equus quagga, 1442 nucleotides. It is a transcript of the gene LUC7L, whose product is annotated as LUC7 like. Gene Ontology annotation, molecular function: mRNA binding. The record is from RefSeq and is a predicted model, not a curated record. Gene Ontology annotation, cellular component: U1 snRNP; U2-type prespliceosome. NCBI's taxonomy places the organism in Eukaryota, Metazoa, Chordata, Mammalia, Perissodactyla, Equidae. The coding region runs from base 110 to 1225 and encodes 371 amino acids. The transcript has 10 exons. Gene Ontology annotation, biological process: mRNA splice site recognition.
CGAGCGAACUCGAGGCCGACGCGAGCAGCCUUCGUCGUUGCCGCCGCCGCUGCCGCUGCCGCGCUGAGAGAAGCCGCCGCGGCCGUCCCUGCCGCCCCCGCCGGCCACCAUGUCCGCUCAGGCGCAGAUGCGGGCCCUGCUGGACCAGCUCAUGGGCACGGCCCGGGACGGAGACGAAACCAGACAGAGGGUCAAGUUUACAGAUGACCGUGUCUGCAAGAGUCACCUCCUGGACUGCUGCCCCCAUGACAUCCUGGCUGGGACGCGCAUGGAUUUAGGAGAAUGUACCAAAAUCCACGACUUGGCCCUCCGAGCGGAUUAUGAGAUUGCAAGUAAAGAAAGGGACCUGUUUUUUGAAUUGGAUGCGAUGGAUCACUUGGAGUCUUUCAUCGCUGAGUGUGAUCGGAGAACUGAGCUUGCCAAGAAGCGGCUGGCAGAGACACAGGAGGAGAUCAGUGCAGAAGUUUCUGCGAAGGCAGAAAAAGUACAUGAGUUGAAUGAAGAAAUAGGGAAACUUCUUGCUAAAGCUGAGCAGCUAGGAGCCGAAGGGAAUGUGGACGAAUCCCAGAAGAUUCUUAUGGAAGUGGAGAAAGUCCGUGCAAAGAAGAAAGAAGCUGAGGAAGAAUACAGAAACUCCAUGCCCGCGUCAAGUUUUCAACAGCAGAAGCUGCGUGUGUGUGAGGUCUGCUCAGCCUACCUGGGCCUCCAUGACAAUGACCGUCGUCUUGCAGACCACUUCGGGGGCAAGUUACACUUAGGGUUCAUUCAGAUCCGCGAGAAGCUUGAUCAGUUGAGGAAAACUGUGGCUGAAAAGCAGGAGAAGAGAAAUCAGGAUCGACUGAGGAGGAGAGAGGAGAGGGAGCGGGAGGAGCGGCUGAGCAGGAGGUCUGGAUCAAGAACCAGAGAUCGCAGGAGGUCGCGCUCCCGGGACCGGCGUCGGAGGCGGUCAAGAUCUACCUCCAGAGAGCGCCGAAAGUCUUCCCGGUCCCGGUCCCGAGACAGACACCGGCGCCACCGCAGCCGUUCCCGGAGCCACAGCCGGGGCCACCGCCGGGCUUCUAGAGACCGGAGUGCGAAAUACAAAUUCUCCAGAGAGCGGGCGUCGAGGGAGGAGUCCUGGGAGCACGGACGGAGCGAGCGGGGGGCCCCGGACUGGAAGCUCGAGAGCUCCAACGGGAAGACGGCUUCUCGGAGGUCGGAGGAGAAGGAGGCUGGCGAGAUCUGAACCCACGCCUGCGCACUGUAAAUAGUCUGAUAAACGAAUGACACGGCUUAAAGUUACCCUUUAUAUUUGCUGAUACAACUCAUCUUUUGUAGUUUAAGAUUUCUAUUGUUUUGGAGCUAGCUGUGAGUUUCUAGAGAUGUACAGAGUUGCUCCUGUGUUCUGGGGUUAUGUUGAGUAGGAAUAAAUAAAUCUGACAGACUGCCUCCUGACUGCUGCA